GUUUAGCCCGCUCCUCUUCAUCCUCCAUUCAUCUGUUUUCUUCGAAAAUUCCUCUCUCUCGGGUCUCUUCCAUGGCGAUUGCUACAGAGACUCAGCAGCAGGAGAAGAAAGCGUCAGAGGCUUCAGCAGAUGUGCAGAAGAGAUGGACUCUCAGUGAUUUUGACAUCGGAAAGCCUCUCGGAAGAGGAAAAUUCGGCCAUGUAUAUUUAGCGAGAGAGAAACGGAGUAAUCACAUUGUGGCUCUAAAGGUUCUGUUCAAGAGCCAGCUUCAACAAUCUCAAGUUGAGCAUCAGCUCCGGAGGGAAGUCGAGAUACAGUCUCAUCUCCGUCAUCCCAAUAUACUGCGAUUAUACGGUUAUUUCUAUGAUCAAAAAAGGGUUUACUUGAUUUUAGAGUAUGCUGCUAGAGGUGAACUUUACAAGGAACUCCAGAGGUGCAAACAUUUCAGUGAAAGAAGAGCGGCAACGUAUGUUGCAUCAUUGGCCAGAGCUCUCAUCUAUUGCCAUGGAAAGCAUGUGAUUCACAGAGAUAUCAAGCCAGAAAACUUAUUGAUUGGCGCAGAGGGAGAGCUCAAGAUUGCAGAUUUUGGUUGGUCGGUACACACAUUUAACCGCAGAAGGACCAUGUGUGGCACAUUGGAUUACCUUCCUCCGGAGAUGGUGGAAAGUGUGGAACAUGAUGCGAGCGUAGAUAUAUGGAGUCUUGGAGUUCUCUGUUACGAGUUCCUCUAUGGCAUCCCUCCUUUUGAGGCCAGGGAGCACUCAGACACAUACAGAAGGAUUGUGCAAGUCGAUCUCAAGUUCCCUCCGAAACCCGUUAUCUCUCAAACGGCAAAGGAUCUGAUCAGUCAGAUGCUUGUCAGGGAUUAUUCGCAACGUCUGCCGUUGCACAAAGUUCUGCAGCAUCCAUGGAUUGUGCAAAACGCGGAGCCUUCUGGCAUCUACAGAGGCUAAAAAAAUCAUGGGUCCUCAGUUGACAUUCUCGGAUUCACAAGUUCUUUAGUUGAAGGAGAUAUUGGUGUAAGUUUCUUGUCAACAUUCCAUGGACAUCUUUGUCUAACUCUAGUUAGAAUUCUUCUAUUUGUAAGCUGUAAGUCCUCCAAAAACGAAGUAGUUAAGUCCCUGCAAACUUUUGUUUCGCCAUUCUUCAAGUUCAUUGUAUAUGCAAUCUGUAAACUUCAGAAACUUCUUAUCAAUGGGAUAUAUUCAGUGUGAUAGAAAAAUUAGAUGAA
Messenger RNA from Tarenaya hassleriana, 1231 nucleotides. RefSeq names its product serine/threonine-protein kinase Aurora-1-like. Lineage: Eukaryota; Viridiplantae; Streptophyta; Magnoliopsida; Brassicales; Cleomaceae. Gene Ontology annotation, cellular component: spindle midzone; spindle microtubule; spindle pole centrosome. The record is from RefSeq and is a predicted model, not a curated record. Gene Ontology annotation, molecular function: protein kinase activity; ATP binding. Gene Ontology annotation, biological process: mitotic spindle organization; protein phosphorylation; regulation of cytokinesis. The transcript has 9 exons. The coding region runs from base 72 to 953 and encodes 293 amino acids.